This is a messenger RNA of Funneliformis mosseae, 1047 nucleotides long. The record is from the annotation of a GenBank genome assembly. NCBI's taxonomy places the organism in Eukaryota, Fungi, Glomeromycota, Glomeromycetes, Glomerales, Glomeraceae.
AUGCCUCGACAUAGCAAAAAUAAUACCGCACUUUCUUUCUUUACCUACGCAGAGAGUAAAGCAUUAGAAUAUGGAACAAAAAAGCAACGACUAGGACGAGAUUCUAUGAGAGAAUAUGAUUCCUGUUACUUAUGUCUUCAAAGAGCUAGGGAUCCAGUUUGUUGUACACAAGGUCAUUUAUAUUGUAGAGAAUGUAUUUUGGAAAAUAUUUUGGCACAAAAAAAAGAAAUCCUACGUCAACAAAAAUUAUUAGAAGCUAAAGCAAAAGAUGAAGAAGAAGACGACAAAAGGAAAGCCGAAUUAGCUAAAGAAGCUGUAAUUCAAGAAUUCGAGAGACAACAAGUUAGAAUCACUCCUAUUAAAACGAAUAAUAAUGGGAAUGGAGAGGUUAAAUCAAAAGUUAAUGGAUCAUUCUUAAAUGAAAGUAAUGCACUAGGAAAGAAAGGUGAUGUUGAAAAAUAUCAUGUAAGUGCUAGAAUUGAAGAUAGUUCUGUUAAAGCUAUUGAAUGGACCGAAUCAUUUCAUAAAGAUAAAAAGAGAAAGUUUCAAAUCGAUGAAGAACAACUUGCAGCUAUAGCAAAACGGGAACAAGAUGACGCAUUAAAAAAGUUGGAAGAAGAAAGACCUAAAUUACCUAAUUUUUGGCUGCCUUCGCUUACACCAUCUGCAGAUCCAGAUAAGGCAAAACAGGUAAAGCAGCAAACGAUGUGUACUGCUGCAGAUCCAGAACAUUCAAUUAGCAUGAAAAGUUUGAUUCCUACAAAAUUUACAGAGGAUAAAGAUCCUACUUCUAAAAAAAUCAAUUUAAUUUGUCCUUCAUGUCGUAAAACUUUAACAAAUUCUUUAAAAAUAUGUUUAAUGAAACCAUGUGGGCAUGUUAUUUGUAAAAUAUGUGUUGAUAGGCUUGUUCGAAAAACUAAACAAUGUUUCGUAUGUGAUGCUAAAUGUAGGGACAAGGAUAUUGCUGAUAUGUCAGGAGAAGGUACUGGAUUUGCAAGCGGAGGUGGCAAAGUAGUAGCAGAGAGAUUUGAUGUCGCGUUUCAAUAA